UACAGGCUGCAGGUUUGCCUGCGGAGCUAUUUGACAAAACAAACCAAAGGACUCGCACCCGAUGACUCGAGAGACGAAAUUUUCAUUACUGUCUCUGGUACAAUGUUGCACAUAAGCGGUCAACACAAAAUGAACGAAUCACUCUCUGAGACACUCGUUACUCCCGAGUCAUGUUAAAGAUUCGAAUCGUUCAUGAACGAGUGUGACAGGCUGUUUUGACGUUUACUAUCGCUAAAAUGAAACGAUGUUUCUUAACUGUUGGAGAAAAGUUUUCGUCCUGUUUGAUCUGGAUUCUUUUGAACGGCAUAUGGACAGCAGGUGUGGAGGUUAAAGGUCAGUAUACAACAGUGAGGCUUUGGGAUGAAGGCGCCUACACUAGAGGACCAUUUGAGACGGACGUCAAUAUCACAGUGCUUGUUCCUCCGUUGGUUACUGUGGAUGGAAAGGCGCAUGUUUCUGAUGAUUCUGAAGUGACUUUGGCAUCAUGCUUUGCCUCUAAAUCACAGCCAGCAGCAGAUGUGAUGUGGAGACUGGGAGAUCUGAAUGACUCUCUGAUGACCAAAACCAACUAUAUGCUGCAUCCAGAUGGAACUUUUACUGUUGUGUCCCAUCUGCUGGGUGCACCAUUAAGACAUUUAAACCAGAAGACGAUCCAGUGUGUGGUAACACACAGCACUCAAAGGACAAAGGAAUAUGAAGUGGACUACGUAAUAAAUGUGCAUUACCCCCCGGAACUGGUGAUGAUAAUUCCCGAUGAUCCGACAGAGCCGAAAGAGUUUCACUGUGAAGCUGAUAGUAACCCAAGACCCAGCAACUACACCUGGAUCAAAUUGAAUGAAUCUACUCCUCAUUCUCAUGGCGACAAACUUUAUGUCCCAAAACCAGCCUCUGAUUUGAAUGGUGUUUACAUCUGUAAGGUAUCAAAUCAGUAUGGAAGUGCUUCAGGUGUCCUGUAUGUCAACAACCAGACAGAAUCGACAUCGCCAUGCUGUAGUGUGUGCGGUUUUGUUUUCAUCUCCAUCGUGUGCAUUUGUGUGGUAUACAUCUUUCAGCUGAAAAAUGUUUCAAGUGCCAGACAAUCCAGUAGCAAAAGAAACAAAGGAUAAUGAAUAGCAGUGGAUUGGUUUCUACAGCACCUACAUGGGGACUGAAAAUUAUAGGAUAAAAGGAAAUAUUUUAAAUAUUUUUCCCCAUUUUUCUGGUAAAUUUUGUGUCUUGUUCUGUAAUUUUCUAGGUUUUUUGGCAGCUGGGGCGUCAGAAUGUAACUGUUAAAAUACAACUCCUCAGGCUUUUCCUAAUAAAUAUAGUACAUUUUCA
Messenger RNA from Triplophysa dalaica, 1317 nucleotides. RefSeq lists its product as uncharacterized. Bases 237 to 1106 code for a protein of 289 amino acids. Gene Ontology annotation, biological process: heterophilic cell-cell adhesion; homophilic cell-cell adhesion. NCBI's taxonomy places the organism in Eukaryota, Metazoa, Chordata, Actinopteri, Cypriniformes, Nemacheilidae. The transcript has 8 exons. The record is from RefSeq and is a predicted model, not a curated record. Gene Ontology annotation, cellular component: adherens junction.